AAAUGGAUUGUCCUCCCCUCUAUGUGGUGCUGUCUUGCUUGGUUCCUCUCCACUGCUGGCUCGCCACGGGCAGGGGAGCGAGAGCCCAAGAACUGCUCCUGUCUGGAAAGCUAAGUGAAUAUGGUGUGAUUGUGCCCUUCAGUGCAGAUUGCCAGGGACGGUUCCUCUCGCACGUGGUGUCUGGCUCAGUAGCGGCACGGAGGGGAGAAGCCCUCCAUCCUUCUGCUCCUCCGCCUCACUCAGGUCGACGCAGAGUGGUCCGCAGCACCCCUCUGAACCAAGGCAUGUCUGGGAAUCACUUCUAUUACUUCAAUGUUACUGUUUUGGGGCAACAACUACAUCUUCGCCUCAAGCCCAACCGGCGGCUGGUGUCCCCUGGUGCAUUGGCUGAGUGGCAGGAGGACUUCCAAGAGGUAUUUCGGAAACCUCUGCAGCAGGAAUGUGUCUUCACAGGAGGAGUUUCGGGCAUGCCAGGUGCCACUGUGGCCAUCAGCAAUUGUGAUGGACUGGCAGGUCUGAUUCGGACAGACAGUGGUGAGUUUUUUAUUGAGCCCCUGGAGCGAGGACAGUGGGAGAAGGAAAAGACUGGGAGAGCUCACGUGGUUUACCGCAGGUCUACCAUCAAACAGGAGAGAGCAGAAGCAUUCAAGGAACAUCAAAAUGAAGUUCCAGGCUUUAGCCUGGGUCAGCUCCCAGACACUCUGAACCUGAUUGAAGACCAAGUUGGUGAAGCAGAUCGGAAGAGACGCCACGCCAAGAAAGAUGACUACAAUAUAGAGGUUCUGCUGGCAGUGGAUGAUUCAGUUGUGCGGUUCCAUGGGAAGGAACAUGUCCAGAAUUAUGUCCUCACCCUCAUGAACAUAGUAGAUGAAAUUUACCAUGAUGAAUCAUUGGGGGUUCACAUCAACAUUGUCCUGGUUAGAAUGAUCAUGGUGGGAUACAGACAGUCAAUCAGUUUAAUAGAGCGAGGGAAUCCAUCUCGGAGCUUGGAGCAAGUCUGCCGCUGGGCCCAUUCUCAGCAGCGCUCAGAUCCGGAACAUGCUGAAUACCAUGACCACGCGGUGUUUCUCACCAGGCAAGAUUUUGGUCCCGCAGGUAUGCAAGGGUAUGCUCCUGUCACAGGCAUGUGCCACCCUCUGCGCAGUUGCACCCUCAACCAUGAAGAUGGAUUCUCCUCUGCAUUUGUGGUUGCCCAUGAGACUGGACAUGUGUUAGGUAUGGAACACGAUGGCCAAGGUAACCGAUGUGCUGAUGAGACGAGCAUGGGGAGCAUUAUGGCACCACUAGUGCAGGCUGCAUUCCACCGCUACCACUGGUCCCGAUGUAGCAAGCAGGAGUUAAACCGUUACAUACACUCCUAUGACUGCCUCUUAGAUGAUCCGUUUGAGCACGACUGGCCCAAACUACCAGAGCUGCCAGGAAUCAAUUACUCUAUGGAUGAGCAAUGCCGCUUUGACUUUGGCGUGGGCUACAAAACAUGCACAGCUUUCAGAACCUUUGACCCCUGUAAGCAGUUGUGGUGCAGCCAUCCAGACAACCCUUACUUCUGUAAGACGAAGAAAGGACCACCCUUAGAUGGAACUGAGUGUGCAUCAGGCAAGUGGUGUUUCAAGGGUCAUUGCAUCUGGAAGACUUCAGAACAACCUUACAGCCAGGAUGGCAGCUGGAGUUCCUGGUCCAAAUUUGGUUCCUGCUCCAGGACUUGUGGGGGUGGGGUACGCUCCCGCAGCAGGAACUGCAACAACCCACCCCCAGCCUAUGGAGGGCGCCAUUGCCCAGGGGCCACAUAUGAGUACCAAGUCUGUAAUACGGAUGAGUGCCGGGGCCCCUAUGAGGAUUUCCGUGCCCAGCAGUGCUCCAAGCGGAACUCAUACUACACUCACCAAAACGCAAAGCACACCUGGCUUCCCUAUGAACACCAUGAUGAUGCCCAGAAGUGUGAACUGAUUUGCCAGUCUGAGGAAACUGGAGAUGUGGUAUUUAUGAAUCAGGUUGUUCAUGAUGGCACCAGGUGCAGCUAUAGAGACCCAUACAGUAUCUGUGUGAGAGGGGAGUGUGUGCAUGUUGGUUGUGACAAAGAAAUUGGCUCUCUGAAGGAGGAUGACAAGUGUGGCGUUUGUGGGGGUGACAAUUCCCACUGCCGGACAGUGAAGGGGACUUUGGUCAAAACCCCAAAGCAGUCAGUGGGUGCUUUGAAAAUGUUUGAGAUUCCAGCUGGCGCCAGGCAUGUUCACAUUGAAGAGAUGGAGCCUGCAUCCCAUACAAUUGCUGUUAAGAACCAAGCUUCUGGCAACUUCAUUAUUAACCCCAAGGGCAAAAGUGUUGAGACCAACACCUUCCUAGGGAUGGGCUUGGAAUGGGAGUACACCAUUGAGAAUGGCAAAGAGAGCUUGAAGACCAAUGGACCCUUGCAUGAAGCCAUCAGUGUUCUGGUCAUUGCACAAGAAGAUGAUUCCAAGAGCAGCUUGAUGUAUAAGUACAUCAUACAUGAAGACCUCCUUCCUGUCAUCGGAAACAACAAUGUCCUCCUCGAAGAAAUGGACACCUAUGAAUGGGCUCUUAAGAGCUGGUCUCAAUGCUCAAAAGCUUGUGGAGGAGGGAUACAGUACACCAAGUAUGGCUGCCGACGGAAGAGCGAUAACCGAAUGGUGCAUCGGAACUUCUGUGACAAUGGCAAGAAACCGAAGCCGAUCCGCAGGAGAUGUAAUAUGCAGGAAUGCUCUCAACCAAUCUGGGGGGCAGAGGAGUGGGGAGCCUGCAGCAAGUCUUGUGGCAAGCUGGGCGUCCAAAUCAGAGUGGUGCAGUGCAUUCAGCACCUACAGAACGGCACAAACAGGACCGUGCACACCAAGUACUGCACAGGAGACAAACCAGACACUCGGCGGCCCUGCAGCCGUGUCCCGUGUCCUGCCCAGUGGAGGACAGGGGCCUGGUCCCAGUGCUCCGUCAGCUGUGGAGAAGGCAUCCAGCAGCGCCAAGUGGUGUGCAAGUCCAAUGACAACAGCGUCGGUCAGUGUGAGAGUGAGAAGCCAGAGACCAUCCAAGUUUGCAAAAUGGCAGCGUGCCUAGGAAAGCUACCAAGUGUCACAGCAAAUGCAGACACCAGUGAUCAUGUGACUCCUAAGGUACAAUGGGUGUCUCAGGAGAGCGCCAAAAACCCUGUUAGUAAGAUGUCAUCAAAGGAGCCUUGCCUUGGAGACAAGUCCAUCUUCUGCCAGAUGGAAGUCCUGGCUCGCUACUGCUCCAUCCCUGGCUACAACAAGCUCUGCUGUGAAUCCUGUAGCAAAAAGCUCACUACCAGUCAGCCUCCUACCGUCAACCAAGAUGCUUCUGAGACUGGGACACGUGGCGGUGCUGUCCUUCCAAGCCCCUUCCCACAGCUGCCUUUCCAUCCCACUGUCAUGAGCCAUCUGCAACGGGUAAAAGGCACCGCUCCGAAAGAGACGGAGGCGGCCCGUGGACUGCUAGCCACUCUUGCAGGUUCGACUGCCCUGGGCAGCUGUCAGUCGAAUCUUGCUUCUCAGUCUCAGGGCAAUCCAGACAAUGGCACUGCUAAAGGUGGCACAUCAAGGUUCCUCCCUCCUCUUCGACAAGCUCUUGUAGCAGGGUGGGAUCCUGAGGGCCUCCGGGGCAGCCCAGUCUUCCAGUGGUUCCCUGCUGUCUUGGACAAACCGUUAGCUGUGUCACCCAAAGAAAGAGACUCUCCUCUCCUUUCUCAAGGCAGAGUGGGACAGAGAAAGGACAACGUGGAGUCCAAACAGUCGCCUGCCAGCCUCAGGACCUCCUCCCCUGUGGUAACAUGAGUAGGGGUGACUUUUUCCAGAACCUUCUAUUAUCUCUCUCUCUGUCUCUACACAGUUCUCACGGGGCAAAGCCGCCACAUUUCUGAGCCCCAUUCCAAGUGGGAAGAGGACCCAUCUCAAACACAACCCGGACGAUUUUGUUGUUGUUCUGUGGUGCUUCUUUUUUUUUCAAACAAUAUUUUUAAAAAAUUCAAAGAAGCCCACAGUUGCAGCAGCAACGGCC
Molecule: messenger RNA, 4026 nt
Organism: Elgaria multicarinata webbii
Lineage: Eukaryota; Metazoa; Chordata; Lepidosauria; Squamata; Anguidae
Gene: ADAMTS14
Product: ADAM metallopeptidase with thrombospondin type 1 motif 14
Exons: 22
Coding region: 3-3803 (1266 amino acids)
Biological process (GO): extracellular matrix organization; proteolysis
Cellular component (GO): extracellular matrix
Molecular function (GO): metalloendopeptidase activity
Source: RefSeq, a predicted model, not a curated record